AUGGCUCGUCGCCCUAUGGCAUCUCUUCCUCUCAUUCCUCUGCGGAGCGGCCAGACACUUCAGCGUCUCAUUCCAAACGCCUGGAGCCACGGUCCUAAUGGCGUCGAGCUGUGGUUCUUGGUCGUGCUCUCUUGUUAUCGCGCAAGCCAUGUCGGACCUCAUCUCUUAGCCCGGCUCUGCUGGAGCCCAUGUCGCGACAGCAGGGAUAACAUGGACAACAUGGACGGGCACCUGAUUCUGAAUCCUGGAACCCUUCGUGUUCUCACAAACAUGAACGGGAAGCGUAAGCACAUGUGGUGUGAGACCCCUUUCCCAAUUUCCUUCCACAACCUCGUGUCAUGCGGAGCAGAUAUACGUCCUAAUCUGGUCUAUAUGCACUAUCCUGGACGUCUCCGACGAGCUCUAGUGUCCAGUGACCGAGGGAGUGCCAGUACCCAGCUCAAGGUGACGAUGCUACAAUGGACGAAGACUCGCCUCCAGCUUCGUGGAUAUGUGGCUCAGUGGGGUGACGAAGACAAAGACACGAAUGCACUUACUAGUCAAUCUUCGGAGCAUUCAAUGGAGCCUCGUGUCGUUCUUCACCUUCGGAAACGCGGUGGAUUAUCCCUCAGUAUAUCCUGGACCUUCUCCCGAAAAAAAGGUUUCAUGGUGGAAUUAGAAGGCUAUUACCGACCUAACCAGCUCGGUGUACGUGGGUCUGGCAGGGCUAGGGACCUGAACGCGGGCGCGAAUCGCGUUGGACACUUUCUAAGCUUGCGUAACUUCGGAGGGCUCGAAGCUGUAACAGUGUACGCCGGACUGGCUAAACACGCGCCUAACCAUUACUACCUACUCUUCAUGGACAUCGAUGAAUAUCCGACACUCAAGGUGAGCAACGCCCUUCGCAAUCAGCUGCAGACAGCUAUUGAGAUUCAGAAGAGUGAUAGCGUCCCCAACGAUCUCACUUCUUGCCCGCGCGAGAUAGUCAGUGGCCCCUGGCGAGCGGCUGACGUCGCUCGCUAUUCCGCUCCAGUCGACCAGGACCUUCACAAAGUAUCGGGUCUUCCCACCGCAUCGAAACCCAAUCGUGAGCGAGAGCAAACGCCGUUCGAGGCCCUGUAUCACGUCUCUGAGCUCGAUCUCCAGCUUUGUCUUGGGCUUCAUUCUGGUUUUGCUUGA
This is a messenger RNA of Dichomitus squalens LYAD-421 SS1, 1158 nucleotides long. RefSeq lists its product as uncharacterized. Lineage: Eukaryota; Fungi; Basidiomycota; Agaricomycetes; Polyporales; Polyporaceae. The transcript has a single exon. Bases 1 to 1158 code for a protein of 385 amino acids. The record is from RefSeq and is a predicted model, not a curated record.